Molecule: messenger RNA, 1668 nt
Organism: Aspergillus puulaauensis
Lineage: Eukaryota; Fungi; Ascomycota; Eurotiomycetes; Eurotiales; Aspergillaceae
Product: purine-cytosine permease family protein
Exons: 6
Coding region: 1-1668 (555 amino acids)
Biological process (GO): transmembrane transport
Cellular component (GO): plasma membrane; fungal-type vacuole membrane
Molecular function (GO): transmembrane transporter activity
Source: RefSeq, a predicted model, not a curated record
AUGCGCGCGAAUAUCCCCUUUUCUUGUUCGUGCGCGGAUGCUAAUCAAACCCAUUAUAGCAUGCCAUCGGGAAACUCCACGCCUACGCCCGCGAUAGACGGCGCAGCCGUAAAGGAGAAUGAAAUUCGUUCGACUGCCAUAUUUGGAGAGGACCAGCUUUGCAAUGAGGAGGGAUUUAACAAUUCCCAAAGAACAGGCGGCUCGUCUGUGCCCCAGCGACUUACCUAUUAUCUCAAGAAAGUCGAGAACCAACUCGUCGAGUAUAGUCUCGAGGCUCGGGGGAUAGAACGGGUGCAAGAGCACGAGCGCAUCCCAAAAUUAACCUGGAUCUCGUAUCUGCAGGUCUUUUUGCUAUGGAUGUCAGUCAACCUGGCAGCGAAUAAUAUUACGCUUGGGAUGUUAGGCCCGGCUGUGUACGGUCUCAGCUUUCUGGACUCUGCGCUCUGUGCUGUUUUUGGGGCGCUUGUUGGCUCCACGGCAUCCUCGUGGAUGGCCACCUGGGGCCCUAUAUCUGGAAUCCGGACUAUGGCUUUUGGGCGUUAUUCUAUGGGAUGGUGGCCUAGCAAACUCAUCGUGAUACUGAAUCUCAUUCAGAUGAUCGGAUAUUGUCUGAUCAAUUGUGUGGUUUGCGGGCAGAUCCUCUCUGCUGUGUCCCCGAGGGGGAGUUUAUCAGUCGCAGUGGGAAUCGUGAUCAUCGCUGUCAUCAGUUGGAUUAUCGCCACGUUCGGGAUCCGAAUUUUCCAUUACUAUGAGCGUUUCGCGUUCUUCCCGCAGGUCAUCGUAGUGUGCAUUUUGUUCGGUGUGUCUGCUUCAAAGUUCGACCUAUCUACGCCAUCUCAGGGAGACACUCGUACCAUAGCUGGUAAUCGACUAUCGUUCUUUUCUCUCUGUCUCAGCGCCGCGAUCACCUAUACCCCACUAGCAGCCGAUUUCUUUGUCUACUACCCUGAGCGCACAUCCAGAAUCAAGCUCUUCUCGCUCUCACUUUCUGGGCUUCUCACAUCCUUCACCCUCGCUUUCCUCUGCGGCAUUGGCCUCGCAUCUGGCAUAACCGCACACCCCGAAUACGCAACUGCCUACGACAACGGCCAAGGCGCGCUCAUAGUCCAAGGUUUCAGCCCCCUCCACACCUUUGGCAACUUUUGCUCCGUGAUUGUCGCCCUCGGCCUCAUCGCCAACGCUAUCGCACCGACCUAUUCCGCCGGCGUCGACUUCCAAAUCCUAGGCCGGUACGCUGAAAAAGUGCCCCGUGCAAUCUGGAACACCUUCGGCGUCAUAAUCUACACCGUAUGCGCCCUCGCGGGCCGCAGCCACCUGGCAGAUAUCUUCACCAACUUCCUCGCGCUUAUGGGCUACUUCGUCGCCAUCUGGCUUGCGAUUGUCCUCGAGGAACGGUUCAUCUUCCGCCGUGGAGGAUCCGGAAACGGAUAUAACUGGGCUGUCUGGGAUGAACCGUCCAAACAUCCUGUUGGACUUGCGGCGCUGAUUGCGUUCUUGGUUGGUUGGGCUGGUGCUAUCCUCUGUAUGGCGCAGGUUUGGUAUAUUGGGCCUCUAGCGGGGUUGGUAGGGGAGUAUGGUGCUGAUAUGGGAAACUACGUCGGAUUCUCAUGGGCUGCUUUGGUUUACCCGCCUCUGCGAUAUAUUGAACGGAGGCGGUUCGGCCGGUAA